Hippoglossus stenolepis (Pacific halibut) is the source of this 2412-nucleotide messenger RNA. It is a transcript of the gene ppat, whose product is annotated as phosphoribosyl pyrophosphate amidotransferase. Gene Ontology annotation, molecular function: amidophosphoribosyltransferase activity. The coding region runs from base 424 to 1956 and encodes 510 amino acids. The record is from RefSeq and is a predicted model, not a curated record. NCBI's taxonomy places the organism in Eukaryota, Metazoa, Chordata, Actinopteri, Pleuronectiformes, Pleuronectidae. The transcript is spliced from 11 exons. Gene Ontology annotation, biological process: purine nucleobase biosynthetic process; purine nucleotide biosynthetic process.
CAAAGCUGACUGAUCAAUAAGUUCAUCAGCAGAAAGUAUUCACCCUCGUGACCGAAUCGAUCAGUUAGUUGCUUCAAUCAUCGAUAGAUAUCGCGUGUUUCGUCCGGUCAGGAUGUCUGAUAAGUUACUUUGAUUCUGUGAUGGCGGCGUCUCUUGUCUGUUAAAGUUGCUUUCACUGUUUUUUUUAUUGGAUCGGUUCUUUAUCGUUGGCCUGCGUCGGUUUCUGAGAUCGAGUUAGUAACGAGCCACGUUGUGGCGUAUAUCGGUGACACGUGCUCGGCCAAUACUGUCAGCGCACACGGGGACGCACGCACGCGCAGGAAGAAGUUCUCAAACAACAGAGCAUCGCGAGAGGAGAGAGACGGUGUCCGUUAACGGAGAGAGAACCGGGACCAGGACCAGGCAGAAGGGCCAGACACCGGGAUGGAGUUCGAGGCGUCCGGUAUCGGGGAGGAGUGCGGGGUGUUCGGGUGCGUGGCCGCCGGAGAGUGGCCCACGCAGCUGGAGGUGGCUCAGGUCCUCUCUCUGGGGCUGGUGGCGUUACAGCACAGGGGUCAGGAAAGUGCCGGGAUCGUUACAAGUAAUGGAGCCAGUCCACCGACGUAUGCAGUCCAUAAGGGCAUGGGAUUAGUAAGCACUGCUUUCUCGCCCGAGGCUCUUCUGAAACUGCGCUAUGGUAACCUUGGCAUCUGUCACACGCGCUAUUCAACUACUGGGAACUCCGAGCUGCAGAACUGCCAGCCCUUUGUGGUGGACACGCUGCAUGGCAAGAUCGCCGUCGCGCACAACGGCGAGCUGGUUAACGCUCUUGCCUUGCGGAAGAAGGUUAUGCGUCAUGGCGUCGGCCUCUCCACCAGCUCAGACAGUGAACUCAUCACCCAACUGCUGGCGUUCACUCCACCUCUGGAGGAGCUAGAUGCACCAGACUGGGUUGCCAGAAUUAAAAACCUCAUGACUGAAACUCCAACAUCAUACUCACUGUUGAUGAUGGUUAAAGAUGUUGUCUACGCAGUGCGUGACCCUUACGGAAAUCGACCCCUGUGCAUUGGACGUGUUGUUCCCAUCUCUAAACUGCACAGCCCAGGUGCUGGGGAGGAGGACACUGAGGGGUGGGUGGUGUCAUCAGAGUCCUGCAGUUUUCAAUCCAUUGGUGCCAAGUAUUACAGAGAGGUCUUACCAGGAGAGAUAGUUCAGAUCUCCAAACAUGGAGUCAAGAGUCUGAGUGUUGUGCCUCGCCCUGAGGGAGACCUCCCCGCCUUCUGCAUAUUUGAAUAUGUUUAUUUUGCCAGACCAGACUCUAUUUUUGAAGGACAGAUGGUCUAUACUGUGAGGCAGCGCUGUGGUAAGCGGUUAGCCAUUGAGGCUCCCACCGACGCAGACCUUGUCAGCACCGUGCCAGAGUCUGCGACCCCCGCUGCACUGGGCUACGCUCAGCAGUCUGGGCUGCCAUACAUUGAGGUUCUGUGUAAGAACCGCUACGUCGGGAGAACGUUUAUUCAACCAAACACCCGUUUGAGACAGCUUGGAGUUGCCAAGAAGUUCGGAGCACUGACAGAUAAUUUUGCUGGGAAGCGGGUGGUGCUAAUCGACGACUCCAUUGUCAGAGGCAACACCAUCUCACCCAUUAUAAAACUGCUCAAGGAAGCUGGAGCGACAGAGGUUCAUAUCAGAGUGGCCUCUCCACCAAUCAGGUUCCCUUGCUACAUGGGCAUCAACAUUCCAACCAAGGAGGAGCUCAUUGCCAACCGGCCCGAGUUUCAGGACAUUGCUGGGUACAUUGGUGCAGCCAGUGUCAAGUAUCUGACUGUGGAGGGCCUGGUAUCAGCUGUUCAGGAGGGAAUUGCAUCCAUGCAGGAGAAAGACAACAUGAUCAGCUCCAGUAACAAGUCCAGUAAGAAAGUGGGCCACUGCACCGCCUGUCUGACUGGGAAGUAUCCAGUGGAGCUGGAGUGGUAACAGCUGCAGCAAGGCCAUGGUUACAGCAGCGUUGGAUUAACUUCAAGCGCCAAAUGUAAAUGAAAUGUUCUUUGACUGGAUAAGAAAUGAUUUAAUUUUCCUGCAGAGGUAAAACGCUUGCUUUUGGCGACCUCCAGUGGUGGCAGUUUCACCUGUCUGUCGUCCACUGAUGCCACUGAAGUGCCUGACAUAAAUGUUUUCAUAAAAAUGUAGAAACUACUUUCACACGUCAACAUUACUUGCCUUAGCAAAUAUGUGCAUUUGAUAGAAUUUGCCGUGUCAGAAGCGCACAAAGAUCGACCAAAAAGUAAAUUGGUCUUUAUUUUCCUUACGUUUAUUUCUCUACCUUUGCUCUUUGUUUUGCGUAUGACUGUUAGAGAUUUUGAUUUUCUUAACUUUAAACCUUACAUGUAUGUAAUGAAAAAGUUAAAUAAACAGAACUGCAAUGAGAACGCA